GAGAAUUCACGAUGGUGUGUAUCAACUAGAAGACACAAACCCUAGCCUCCGUCUUCCGGAUCUCAAUCAUCUCUUAUGGAGUCAGAUGAUAGGUUAUUAUUUUUUAGAGCGAAUCACGGUGAAGCAUCUUUGAUCAAGGAGGCGCUGUCUGACUAUGAAAGGGCCUCGGGUCAGGUUUGUAGCAGGUGUCUUCCAUCGAGAUUAAACUUGCAGGGACGACGGGUGGACAGUUAAGGGACAUUGUGGCAUGUGUGCAGCUCAUCCGGAAUCAUUGGAGCACAUCUUUUUUUACCCCGGAAGGCAAACCACCAAAAUCAAUGGGGAGUGGAGCGCUGGGAAUGGACUCCCUUUUCUGGAGCAAAUCAACAAGGAGUUCCAGUCAAAGAGGAAGGAAGCUUUGGAGGUGCUGGUCUGGGGCUGCUGGGCUAUUUGGUGCGAACGAAAUCAUCGGGUCUGGCAAGGGUUGUUUUCAUCGGCCAGACAACUUACUUUUCGGGCCCAAGCUCUGGUGGAUGGCUGGAAGCAAGCUCAACAACCUCGUAGCACAUGGCAGCAGCAAGCACAACAGGGGAGCUUGUCUUGGCGCAAACCAACCCACGGAAUGUUGAAAUUAAAUGUAGAUGCAGCAGUUCGGGCAAAAGGAUGAUGGGUGGGUUGGUGUCUCCAGGACGACAGCGGCAGUUUUGUUGCAGGGGCUGCUCAUCCAUGGCCUGGGAAUUUAACACCAUUGGUGGCCGAACUGGUUGGGAUCUGUGAGGCACUAAGUUGGCUAAAAGAGCAAAGGUGGACAUUUGUUGAGGUAGAGACCGAUGCAUCUAGAGCUAUAGUCGAGAUUUUGAAUGGAUCCAGUUGUUCCAUGGUGGGAUUAUUAAGUCAAGACAUAAGAGAUUUAGCGAAUUCUUUUUCAAGUAUUUCAUUUUGUCAUAUUAAGCAGUCAGCAAAUAAGACUGCCCAUGUCUUGGCAAGAGCGGAUUGUUCUUUGCCCGACUCGCGGUCUUGGUUCUUUAUUCCUCUUCAUUUAUUGUAUCGGC
This is a messenger RNA of Cuscuta epithymum, 1031 nucleotides long. NCBI's taxonomy places the organism in Eukaryota, Viridiplantae, Streptophyta, Magnoliopsida, Solanales, Convolvulaceae. The record is from the annotation of a GenBank genome assembly.